Molecule: messenger RNA, 2843 nt
Organism: Prosopis cineraria
Lineage: Eukaryota; Viridiplantae; Streptophyta; Magnoliopsida; Fabales; Fabaceae
Product: disease resistance protein RPV1-like
Exons: 7
Coding region: 285-1730 (481 amino acids)
Biological process (GO): signal transduction; defense response
Source: RefSeq, a predicted model, not a curated record
ACGGUUUGAAUGAGAAGGCGUGAAGACUUGAGAGAAGACUUAGGCACUUGGCCUUCAGUUGAUCUCGUGACUGCUUGUUGAGACUUGAGAUAAUUAUUAUCAGUUCAAGAGCGAUCAAAUCUUUUCAUAUUACUUCAUCCUUCAGGUUUUUUACUUUCUUCCUUGCUUCGUUUAAGAUUUCUUCAGUGAACUGAAUGGUUUGGAUCUCUGAGACUUCGCUUUUAAUUAAACAUCCAACGUCAACGAGAUUGAAUAUCUACAUAGAUUCUGCUUCCGUUUAAUUUAUGCCUCAAGAGUGGAUGAGUCUUGCGACUCUGAAUCCUUGCAAUGGACUUGAUGUUAAUGGAGUUGUAUGUUCUUCAAGCUCUUAUGGAUCAACUAAGAGACGGAAAUAUGAUGUGUUUUUGAGUUCUCGAGGUGAAGAUACUCGCACAAGCUUUACUGAUCAUUUAUAUGAUGCUUUAAGGCGCAAAGGAAUAAGAACUUUUAGGGAUGAAGAAGGACUUGAAAGGGGACAAUAUAUCAACCCAAGUUUACUACAAGCCAUUGAAGAAUCUUGUUCUGCAAUUGCUGUGCUCUCCCCAGGAUAUGCUUCUUCAACAUGGUGCUUGGAUGAACUCCAAAAGAUUCUUCAUUCAAAAAAAGAGUUGGAUCUUCAAGUAUUUCCAAUCUUUUAUGGUGUAGAUCCGUCUGAUGUUAGGAAACAAAAGGGAAGUUUUGAAGAAGCAUUCAUGAAGCAUGAAGAAAGAUUUACACAAGACAAAAUGAAGGUGCAAAGAUGGAGGCGUGUUUUAGAAGAAGUUGCUAGCUUAUCUGGUUGGGACUCACGGAAUAGGCAUGAAACAGAAUUCAUUGAAAGCAUUGCAAAAGAAAUGAAGUAUAAGUUACAUGAUGAAUCGCCAUUUGAUCUUGGUGCAUUAGUUGGAAUUGAAUCAAAAUUAGAUGAGUUGGAGUCACUCAUAGCAAUUGAUUCGGAAGGAGUUCGAUCUAUAGGAAUAUGGGGAACAGGAGGCUUAGGCAAAACUACUCUUGCUAGAGCUUUUUAUGACUGGAAGUGCAAGGAUUUUGAGGGGGCAGGAGCAAUUCGAGGUAUAGCUCCAUCACUAGAAAAAUCAUCAGAUGCACUUUGGGAUCCUGAAGCCUUCUCAAAAAUGAGUAAUCUCAAGUUACUUAUCAUUUCAAGUUGCUCAUCACAUGUUUCUCAUUGCCAAUUGAAUCUUCCUCAUGGACUUAAAUCUCUUCCCAAUGAAUUGAGAGUUUCUGAAUGGGAGGGGUAUCCUUUAGAUUCUUUGCCCAGACAUACUCAACUUGAUAAACUUGUUCAUCUAAAAAUGCAACAUAGCAAGUUAAAACAACUUUGGAAAGGAACACAGUCUCUAAAAAGGCUGAUGUCCAUUGAUUUAUCUCAUUCCAAAUACCUCACUAAAACCCCAGAUUUUGAUGGAAUUGAUAAUCUUGAAACAUUGAUUCUCGAAGGGUGUUCUAACCUUGUUGAAAUUCACCAGUCCCUUGGGCAACACAAGAAUCUUGUCAUUGUUAAUUUGAAAGGCUGCAUAAAAGUUAAAAUCCUUCCAAGAAAAUUUGAGAUGGAUCGCUUACAAACUUUUGUUCUAUCUGUUUGUUCAAAAAUUAGAAAACUUCCUGAGUUUGGAAAGGAUAUGAAAUGUCUCUCUAAGCUUGAUUUAGAGGACACUGCUAUAUCCAAAUACCUGAAUCACUGGGCAAUUUGAUUGGUCUUGCUGAAUUAGAUUUGUCAGGCUGCAAAAAUCUGGUUUGCCUUCCAAAUAAUGAUUGUAAAUUGAUAGCUAGGAAGAUUAUCACAAUUUCUGGUUGGUCAAAACUUUCAAGGAUGCCAGAGGAUUUGAAUGAAAAUGGGGCUUUGGAAGUGCUCGAAGUGGGUCGUCGAAUUUCUAAUGAGGCACAAUCAAUUUGUGAGUACAAUGGUCAAGCACAUUCUUCAUCAUCAUCGAGUUGCUUCUCCCUUCUCAGGAAGGCAUUUGGGCUUCAAAGGCCUUCAAGCUCAAUAAAUCUUUUCUUGUCCCUUUCUUUUUCAUCCUUGACCGAAUUAAAUUUAGAGCAUUGCAAUCUCUAUGAUGGAUCACUUCCUGAUGACAUUAGCAGCUUUACAUCAUUGGCAACAUUAAAUUUAAGUGGAAACAAUUUCAUUGACUUACCAUCUGGCCUCAUUUCCAAUAUUUCGAAGCUUCAAUUUAUUGGUCUCUUUGAUUGCCCAAUGCUUAAGUCCUUGCCACAACUUCCGUCAAAUCUAUCAGUUAUUCUCGCAAGUGGUAGUCCAUCAAUGGAACAUUACAUUUGUUCGCAGAAACUAUGGGAGUUCAUUGAUUCAUUCCAAUCUCAGGUUCAUAAUAUCAAUGAUGUCUCAAUAUUAGAUGAUUCUGAAGGACGUGUGUUCUUUUCAACCUGACUUCUUCAUGCAACCCGGUCGCCAAUUAAUCAUUCCUGGUAGUGAAGUGCCAUCAUGGUUUCGUAAUCAAGACUACUUUUGUGAGAAAGAAUUCAAUGAUCCAAAUGUGUCAUUCAUAGUAAGCAUACCUGAUUAUUGUCGAAGAAGAAGUGAAUGGUGGGGCAUAGCCAUAUGCUUAGUGAUAGAAAACGAUUUGGCAUAUGACGAAGAGAGUGACGUUGCUUGGUGGACAUUCAGAUUUCCUAAUGAUGAAUUUCCAAAUACGUAUGGUUUCUCUUUCAUUUGGUUACAAUCAAAUUGCAGUCAUCAAGUCUGUUUUAUAUAUAUUCGUUGUUCCUCUUUAGUUGUAAACAAACUUCAAAUGGUAUUUUUUACUGGAUGUAAUACAUUUGGAAAUGAUGAGUUACCGAAGUCUAAA